UCUGACGGUGUAAGAACCACAAUAGACUCAUCACCGCGUAAGAUGAUAGGGCUGUCCGUAAAUUUCUGGAACUAUCUGCCCACGUUCCAAAGCAACACCAUUUCUUGAAAAAAUCUAUAAAAACCAUCAAACACGAAGACACCGUCGUUAAGAUCCAAAAAGAAAAAGAAAAAGAAAAAAAAUGAUGAAGUCUUUGGUUUGUCUCUCGCUCAUCCUCCUCCCUCUCAUCGCCGUCGUGGAAGGCAAUCUCGGCGGGUGGAAGAAGAUCGACAACUUAUCGGAUCCGAACGUGGUUUCGCUCGCGAAGUAUGCGGUUGAUGAGCAUAACAAGCAAUCGAAAGCGAAUCUGGUGUUCGUGAAGAUAGUCGAGGGGAAGGAGCAAGUGAUCAGCGGGAAAAAGUACGAUCUGAAGAUUGCGGCGAAGGAUGGUGGUGGUGUGACGAAGAACUACGAGGCCGUGGUGGUGGAAAGGGUGUGGGCUCAUUACAGAAGCCUUGAGUCUUUCAAGGCAGUGUAGAUCUGAUUUGGAAUCUUGAUCUGAUAUCUAUCUAGGUUUCUAUGAUUUUGAGAUUUUGACAUUAUAUGUUGUUGUUUUUGUAAUAAAAAGUCUUCUUGAGAUUCAAUAAAAAGAUGUAUGUUACGAAAACUGUAAAUUUACAAAAAAAAAAAAGAUGUGUUACCACUUGGA
Brassica napus (rape) is the source of this 688-nucleotide messenger RNA. Its product is annotated as cysteine proteinase inhibitor 4. The coding region runs from base 182 to 517 and encodes 111 amino acids. The transcript has a single exon. Gene Ontology annotation, molecular function: cysteine-type endopeptidase inhibitor activity. The record is from RefSeq and is a predicted model, not a curated record. Lineage: Eukaryota; Viridiplantae; Streptophyta; Magnoliopsida; Brassicales; Brassicaceae.